CCGCAGGAUGUACCUUGAAGCUGUUUCCAUGGCAACGCGGUCACAAGUUCCAAACAGCUCCGUACACGGUAGUUUGAUGCUCUGCUCCCAAAAUGUAUUCAGAAAAUUCAUUAGUUCUCAUGAGUGACGAUCUUCAGUCGACCAAAUCUGGUGUGAAAACUGGGUACGUAGGGAUAAAUGGUCAUAUCUCCCAGAUCCCAGGACUGUCCCCAGCCAUCUGCACUCCUCCUGAGGAGAGGGCCCGGGGGCGAAGGGCCGGAGUCCUGGAGAGUGAUACUGACUAUGUCAAACUUGCAAAACAAGGAGGACAUAAGGGACUUUUGUGGCAUGAGGAAGCAAUUACUUCUAAAGCUUGUCCAUACCAACCUCCAGACUGGUUCUGCCCUGCAUCAGCAGACAAUAGUAAACCAGGUCUAAUUAACAGUGAUGAGAAGAAACACCCUGGAGCUUUCCAACAGCUAGAGCCUCCCUUUGGAACUGACAGUAUGUCAGCCUGGGAGAGGGAUGAUGGCAACAGCAAUAGCAAAGAGAAGAAUGGUGACACUCUUUCCAACCAGAUGGAGAAAUCGCAGUCACCCAGUCAAUAUUAUCAGACCAGCAAAUUCAAGCGAAUAGAAUCUGUCCAAGUCAAAAACCCCUACUUGGACGACAUGGAGGAAGAUAUUCUCUACCACUUCAGCUUGAGCACCAAGACUCACAACCUUCCAGAAAUGUUCGGAGAUAUUAAGUUUGUGUGUGUUGGUGGCAGCGCGAAUCGAAUGAAGGCGUUCGCCCAGUUCAUCCACCAGGAGCUGAAUCUAUCUGGAAACCCAGAGGAACUCAGAGACAUCUGCGAGGGAACUGAUCGCUACUGCAUGUAUAAAGUGGGGCCAGUGCUCUCUAUCAGUCACGGCAUGGGAGUUCCUUCCAUCUCCAUCAUGUUGCAUGAGCUCAUCAAACUGCUGCACCAUGCUCAGUGCCACGAUGUGGUCCUGUUUCGCCUGGGAACAUCUGGUGGAGUCGGUCUAGCCCCAGGGACAGUGGUGGUCACGGACAAAGCGGUGGACUAUGCCUUCCGCCCCCAGUUUGAGCAGGUGGUUCUGGGCAAAGUCAUCACCAGGAGCACUGAGCUGGAUGAAGGAGUGGCCAACGAGCUUCUGCAGUGCUCCACAGAACUUCAAAACAUUCCCACAGUGAUCGGAAACACCAUGUGCACCCAUGAUUUCUAUGAAGGUCAAGGCAGACUGGACGGGGCUCUGUGCUCCUUCUCUCAUGAAGAAAAACUGGAGUAUCUGAGGAAAGCUUACGAGGCCGGAGUAAGAAAUAUUGAAAUGGAGUCAACAGUCUUUGCUGCUAUGUGCCGUGUCUGUGGCCUCAAAGCGGCUGUCAUCUGUGUUGCAUUGCUAAACCGCUUCGAGGGAGACCAGAUCACCUCCUCUCAUGAUGUUCUGGUGGAGUACCAGCAGAGACCCCAAGUGCUGGUGUCUCACUUUAUCAAGAAACGGCUGGGACUUGUUGUCUAAAUACCCCCACAUCUCUCAAAUAGAGUGUAAAUAGCUUUGACUGAUAUGUGUGUAUAUAUAGUGUAUGUACUGUACUUAACAUGUUAAUAUGUGAAUUAGACUCUUAUUUAAAAGGUUGUUUAGAUUUGUCUGAUUUCUGAUAUAAAUAUGUAAGUAUGUGUUGUAGAUUUUAAUAUUUAAUACUCUGGUACUUCUGUAAAGUUAUGUUAAUUUUCCAAAAGGAAAUGUGUUCUGUAUGUUAAUUUUAAUACUUGACUCUGCCAAGAAAGUCCAAAGUUUCAACACCUAGUGGUUUGUUUGUUCAGACUGACAUUUGAAAAAUGUACCAUUGAUUAACUUUUGGUGGUGAUCCAAGUCUUUUACUUAGACAAAAAUCAUUUGAGAUUUAACAAGACAUUUCCAAAAUCUGAGGGGGUGUUUGUAGGAUCAAGGAACCACUUCACAUUUUGAAUGAUUGGAACAAAACUCUUUUGGUCACCCACGUAAAACUUUAACAUGUCAGGAAAUUAUUCACUUCUGGUCAAGGUUUGCAAUGUGUUAGUGGCCUUUUGUUUCAAAGGUUUUUUCUCUUGUAAUUUCUCUUAUGGUGCAAGGAGACUGUUAAGAAUAUGGACUGUCUUGACAUGUUAUUUUAGUGAUAAUUGUGUUAUCGAAUGAUAACAUUUAGUAGUUUCUGCCAUACAGUUUUGUUUAUGCAAAUACAAACUUCCUGAAUGUUACAUAAGCAGACAAAAAAUAUUGAUGAAAGUGGAGAUGCAUGUAUAUUAUCAUCAGAAAUACUGUACCAUACUAUGUUUUUCUCAUGAGUGCCUGUAGAGUUGAAAACCUACAAUAAAAGUCAACAGUAGCAUUGUA
Acanthopagrus latus (yellowfin seabream) is the source of this 2357-nucleotide messenger RNA. It is a transcript of the gene upp2, whose product is annotated as uridine phosphorylase 2. Lineage: Eukaryota; Metazoa; Chordata; Actinopteri; Spariformes; Sparidae. The coding region runs from base 93 to 1502 and encodes 469 amino acids. The record is from RefSeq and is a predicted model, not a curated record. Gene Ontology annotation, molecular function: uridine phosphorylase activity. Gene Ontology annotation, cellular component: cytosol; cytoplasm. The transcript has 12 exons. Gene Ontology annotation, biological process: uridine catabolic process; nucleotide catabolic process.